AUGAAAGCGAUUCUGCAGCGCGUCGUCUCCGCCUCGGUGACGGUCGAGAAGGAGCUCGUGUCGUCCAUCGGCCGGGGCGUGCUGGUGCUGGCAGCCGUGGCACCGGGCGACACCGAGAAGGAGGCCGACUCGCUGGCGGCCAAGAUCGUCAAGCUGCGGCUGUGGGAUGAUGACGAGGGAGGCACAUGGAAGAAGAGCGUGGCCGACAUUGGCGGCGAGGUGCUCUGCGUGUCCCAGUUCACGCUCUUCGCUUCGACCAAGAAGAGCAAGCCGUCGUUUAGCGGUGCGAUGGGCGGGGACGAGGCCAAGCGGCUCUACGACUACUUUGUGCAAAAGGUGCGCGACAGCUACCAGGCCGAUCGCGUCCAGGACGGCGUGUUCCGCGCCAUGAUGCAGGUCGCUCUGGUGAAUGAUGGGCCGGUCACGAUCGAGGUAUCGGCCCAGCCAAAGCCGCAUCCAGACAAGAAAGCGCAGGAUGGGGUGGAUUGA
Molecule: messenger RNA, 489 nt
Organism: Grosmannia clavigera kw1407
Lineage: Eukaryota; Fungi; Ascomycota; Sordariomycetes; Ophiostomatales; Ophiostomataceae
Product: d-tyrosyl-tRNA deacylase
Exons: 4
Coding region: 1-489 (162 amino acids)
Biological process (GO): tRNA metabolic process
Cellular component (GO): cytoplasm
Molecular function (GO): D-tyrosyl-tRNA(Tyr) deacylase activity
Source: RefSeq, a predicted model, not a curated record